GCCCUCUGUCUGCACGAAGGGCGAUCAUGUCGCUGCUCUUGGUGACCUUGAGGGAGCUCCAGAAGCUCGCAGCACUCAAAGAAAAGGGCGUGAUCCUUGAACGACAGGACGAGGUAAUCAAGAAACAUGUGAGGGAGGGCAACUCCCUCUCGAGCGAAGACUGGGAGGCCUUCGAUUUGGCGUGGGACCUGAGGAGCAGCGGCGUGUUCUCGGAAGAAGAGUGGACCACGCAGGUUGAUGGAGACAUCUCGGGCAUCAUCAACAGCGCUCGCCCUACACUGUCUUCAGACCACGCUGCCGCGUCGUCUGCAUCCGGAAAGCGGUCAGCAGCAGCAGCAGCAGCUCCGGCGGCGCGCGGGGUCCCGAAUCGAGGGAAGAGACAACGAAUGGACGCCAGCAAAGGCUCGCUGAAUAUCUACAACUCGUUCGCUAUUGGCAGCGGGGAAACGGUGAUGACCGAAUCACCUUGGAGGGUCUGGACAAGCCGUACACCUUCGCGGGCGAUAGGGACUCCAGCGACGACGAGGGAUCUUCCGAGACUAGCAACGAUGGGUGCGGGGGUGGGGAUGACCAGGCGGUUGAGGGCGAGGGGGACCGGCGAGGGAGUGGAGGACGGCGAUUCUAGCGACGAAGACACUCGUGAGACGGCCAGUGGCCAGAUGGACGAGCUGAGUCUUGUGGACGACGANGCGGUUGAGGGCGAGGGGGACCGGCGAGGGAGUGGAGGACGGCGAUUCUAGCGACGAAGACACUCGUG
Molecule: messenger RNA, 757 nt
Organism: Ectocarpus sp. CCAP 1310/34
Lineage: Eukaryota; Phaeophyceae; Ectocarpales; Ectocarpaceae
Source: the annotation of a GenBank genome assembly